This is a messenger RNA of Chlamydomonas reinhardtii, 2043 nucleotides long. RefSeq lists its product as uncharacterized. The transcript has 6 exons. Gene Ontology annotation, cellular component: mitochondrial membrane. Gene Ontology annotation, biological process: iron import into the mitochondrion. The coding region runs from base 220 to 1377 and encodes 385 amino acids. Lineage: Eukaryota; Viridiplantae; Chlorophyta; Chlorophyceae; Chlamydomonadales; Chlamydomonadaceae. The record is from RefSeq and is a predicted model, not a curated record. Gene Ontology annotation, molecular function: ferrous iron transmembrane transporter activity.
GUCUAAUGCAAAUUGUACGUAUUACUGUAUCAACACCAAAUCGCCGUGGGACAUUUCGCGCCUAGGGCCGCCCUGCACACCAUUUCGCGUCACAACAAGCGAAUUUAGUUAGCUGUUUGGCCGAUCUACACAUUUACGUUGAGAUACGCUACUUUACCGCUGUGCGCGCUGCGCACAGUGCUUCCUCCAACGUGACUGCGCGGGGCUGUUGAAGACAGAAUGUGCGCGGCACCCCGCGAGCUGGCACGACACACAGCCGAGCACUCCAAGCUGCUGGCGCAGCGGGCGACGCACACCGGGGCGCUGCCGUCUGGCGCAGCGUCUGAAUCAGCAUCGGGCUCUGGGCAAGCUCGUGUCGCCGCGGCGGUACUGGCAUCAGCCGCAGCAGUUGCAGCUGCUGCAGCGACAUUGUCGACCCAACGAAGCAUGGUUGAUGUGGCAACUGAGCCGAGAGCAUCGCCGUCGGGGUCAUCCGCCGUUGCAACGUAUGACGGGCUCUCAUUUGUCUCGCACAUGGUGGCGGGCUCCAUAGCGGGCACGGUGGAGCACACGGCCAUGUACCCGGUGGACACGAUCAAAACGCGGAUGCAGGCGCUGUACCACCCAGGACACUCGGGCUCAGUGGUAUCACGCUCCUCGAUACGGCAAAUGGUCCGGGGCGUGUUGCAACAGGACGGCGUGGCGGGGCUGUACCGCGGAGUGGGCGCAGUGGCGGCUGGCGCGGGUCCGGCACACGCACUCCACUUCGCUGUGUAUGAGGCGGCCAAGGAGGCGCUGGGCGGUAACCGCGAGGGGCUGCACCCACUGGAGACGGCGGCCGCCGGCUGUGUGGCCACUGUAGUGAAUGACGCGCUCAUGACGCCCGUGGACAGCGUCAAGCAGCGUUGUCAGCUGGAGGGCUCGCCCUAUCGUGGCGUGCUGGACGCGGCUCGCUCCAUGCUGCGCAACGAGGGCUUGGGUGCCUUCUUCCGAUCCUACCGCACCACCCUGGUCAUGAAUGUGCCCUUUACUGCCAUGCACUUCUCCGUGUACGAGACGUCCAAGAAGCUGCUGCUAGGCAAGGAGGGCGGCGGCGAGGACGAGGAGACGCUGCAGGUGCAGCUGGUGGCGGGCGGGCUGGCGGGCGGCUGCGCGGCGGCGGUGACCAACCCACUGGAUGUGGUCAAGACGCGGCUGCAGACGGCGGACCCGGCCAAGUACGGCAGCGCGGCGGUGAUUCCCACGCUGCGGCAGAUUGUACGGGAGGAGGGCAUGCAGGCGCUGUGGCAGGGCUUGAAGCCGCGGGUGCUGUUCCACAUACCCGCGGCGGCCGUGUGCUGGGGCACCUACGAGACCAUGAAGGACCUGCUGGCAGGCAGCGGCAGCGGACAGCACUGAACAUAGCGUUAGGACCGGAAGCAGCACUAGAGAGAAACAAACGCAAUUCGCCAUUGAUUGGUACCCGGAAGUAUAUUGGAACGCCGUGUUGAGCGUUUUGGUCACGCAGAUUAGGCAUGUGGAGUCGGUGGCGCCCCAUCCAUCAGGGCGCUGGAGGGCCAUGUCUCGCCCGGGUAGCAGGUAGCAAGCUUGAAUCCCUUUGGGAUGGCAGCUCGGGCAGGAGGGCCCGCUUCUUGGUUGUUGGUAUGCUCCAAGCAGGAGGGCAUAUAUGGCAGGUCGGAUUUUGAGGCGAUGAAGCAUGCGGUUGCGUAACAAUGAACGCGGUGUGAUGAUAAGGGGCUGGGUUACAGAGGCAUGUCCGGCAGAUGUUGCAGACCCACUCGUGCUGCGGUAGUCAGCUUUGCAUGUUCGUUCUAUGGUGAGCAUGCAUGUGUAUCACGGACAUGCAGAAGUCAUGUCCAACGCGGCGCUCUUUAUCUCAAUGCAGCUUUGCUAUUUUGAGCCCCGCAUACGCAUAACGGCACACACUGAAAUACGGGGCAGAAUGGCGCGGGUCCAGUUGGAGAGUUCCCUGCGUGUUACUGGUAUGUGUUCGUGCCGCAGGGGGGUGCGAAGACGGUGUUUGUGUGUGCAGCACCAUUUGUAUGUGUACAACAAACGUUUCCA